UGUACUGUGUCCGCAGUCUCUGGUCAUCUCCUGUACUAUGUCCGCAGUCUCUGCUCAUCUCCUGUACUGUGUCCGCAGUCUCUGGUAAUCUCCUGUACUAUGUCCACAGUCUCUGGUCAUCUCCUUGUACUAUGUCCGCAGUCUCUGGUCAUCUCCUGUAGUAUGUCCGCAGUCUCUGGUAAUCUCCUGUACUGUGUCCGCAGUCUCUGGUCAUCUCCUGUACUGUGUCCGCAGUCUCUGGUCAUCUCCUGUACUAUGCCUGCAGUUUCUGGACAUCUCCUGUACUAUGACCGCAGUCUCUGGUCAUCUCCUGUAGUAUGUCCGCAGUCUCUGGUCAUCUCCUGUACUAUGACCGCAGUCUCUGGUCAUCUCCUGUACUAUGUCUGCAGUCUCUGGUAAUCUCCUGUACUAUGUCUGCAGUCUCUGGCCAUCUCCUGCACUAUGUCUGCAGUCUCUGGCCCUCUCCU
Staurois parvus is the source of this 467-nucleotide messenger RNA. Lineage: Eukaryota; Metazoa; Chordata; Amphibia; Anura; Ranidae. The record is from the annotation of a GenBank genome assembly.